AUGCAAGAUAAAUUCGCUUCUUCGUAUUUUGAGCAAGAGACCGGACCCGUGGUGAAUUUUUUUAAUUCACCUGAAAAUGACGUCUCCAAAGAAAGCCAUCAACAAGCUUUGACUUUUAGGAAUAAACCAACUAAUAGUGCUAAUACUGGACAAAAUCAGGGAAUUCUUGCCCAGUGUUGUCUUCCUCAAUUAUCCUUUAUUUCCAACAGGCUUAAAGGCAUUAUUCGUAUUGAUUUUAUAGCUGCCCUUCCUAAAGAGCUUUCAAUUCAUAUAUUAUCAUAUCUUGAUGCAAUUUCCUUAUGUCGAGCUGCUCAAGUUUGUAAAUUAUGGAAACGUCUUGCUGAUGAUGAGGUGGUUUGGCAUAAAUUAUGUGAACAGCACAUUGAUAAAAAGUGUCAUAAAUGUGGUUGGGGCAUUCCGUCAAUGUUAGAACAAAAUAGAUUAAAAAAGACUUCUAAUGAAAAUGAUCCUUAUCCUGCUUAUGUAACGACUACUUGUAGUUCAACAACCCUUGACAUUCAAUAUGCUUCCGUUGAACAAUCUCAACCAUCAUCUCCAUCACCAACGAUACCUUCAACUCCAAAUACUCCAAAUUAUGAUUCACAAGAUGAAAUUCUUGAAAUAAAACGUGUUCGUAUUUCUGAUGAUAAGUUAUCUGCUUUAUUUGAAGACUCUCAUCCAUCUGUAUGUGAAAGUUCUAUGAGAAGACCUUGGAAAGAAGUUUAUGCUGAACGACAACGCGUUGAAUUCAAUUGGAGAAAAGGUCGUUAUAAUGAUAGGGUCUUAAAAGGUCAUGAUGAUGGUAUAAUGUGUCUCCAAUUCGAUGACAUUAAAGAUCGUCUUAUCACUGGUUCUUAUGAUAAUACUAUUAGAGUUUGGAAUCUUGAAACUGGUGAAGUCGUUCGUACAUUAACUGGUCAUACACGGUGUGUGAGAGCAUUACAAUUUGAUUAUGCAAAACUCAUUACUGGCUCAAUGGAUCACACUUUAAGAGUAUGGAAUUAUCAUACCGGUAAAUGUAUUACGAAGCUUGAAGGGCAUACUGGUGGUGUUCUAUGUCUUCAUUUUGUUGAUUACAUUGUUGCAAGUGGCUCCACUGACACUACCAUAAAGAUCUGGAACUUUUCUACUCACAAAUGUUUUACUCUGAAUGGUCAUAGAGAAUGGGUAAAUAAAGUUUUAAUUUUUCAAAAGACAAAACUCCUCUCUUGUUCUGAUGAUCAUACUUUACGGAUUUGGGAUUUGGCUUCACAAUCAUGUACUCAAAUUUUUGAUGGUCAUAACGCUCCGGUUCAAUGUAUUCAACCGACGUACUUGCACAUGAAUUCGAAUACAAACUUAACUACUAUUGAUGAUGAUCAACCAUGCAACCGAAAUUCUCGAAAGGAUGAUAACUUAACUCCUGUGAUAAUAUCAAGUUCUUUAGAUAAUGUGAUUAAAAUUUGGGACUUGCAAACUGGUGAAUGCCUUCGUACCCUAUUCGGUCACGAGGAAGGUGUUUGGUCGUUGGCAGUUGACAAGCUUAGAUUAGUUAGUGGAGCGCAAGACGGUAUAAUAAAGAUUUGGGAUAAGGAUUCAGGAAAUUGCAUGCAUACUUUAAUUGGACAUUGUGGUGCUGUUACAUGUGUUGCACUGAGUGACACAAAGAUUAUUACAGCAGGCGAUGAUGCAGAUAUUAAAAUCUGGGAUUUUGGGGGCCAAUAA
Molecule: messenger RNA, 1704 nt
Organism: Dentiscutata heterogama
Lineage: Eukaryota; Fungi; Glomeromycota; Glomeromycetes; Diversisporales; Gigasporaceae
Source: the annotation of a GenBank genome assembly